Molecule: messenger RNA, 1093 nt
Organism: Dermacentor silvarum
Lineage: Eukaryota; Metazoa; Arthropoda; Arachnida; Ixodida; Ixodidae
Product: boophilin-H2-like
Exons: 4
Coding region: 559-1074 (171 amino acids)
Molecular function (GO): serine-type endopeptidase inhibitor activity
Source: RefSeq, a predicted model, not a curated record
CGGUAAAGGAGACUCAUCGCUAUACAAUGUGCCGUUCGAAAAACGAACCGUGUAGAGAAAUCCUUGCUUACUUGUCUUCUUUUAGAAACGCUCAAAGAAAACUAACUGUUUUUCUCGGCCAUGCAAGGGGAUUGUACAAUCUACAAGGGCGAUUGUAGAAUAAACACUAUUAUUGUAAGCAUCAAUACCGGCACAAACAAAGAAUAACUAUAUUGCGAUUACAGAAAUUCCUUUAUAAAAUAUAAAAUAAAAUGCUGCCAUAGCGUAGAUGUAAAACGAUAGCCAGCAGUGCAUUUACACAGAUACAAAAAUACAGGUGCACGCAGAAACAAAAUAUUGGCACCGAUCUUCUUCUCACCGAAACAAUGUUGCCCAUAGCUACUUUGUUUCGUGCAAACACACAAAGCCAUUGUCAAAAAGGGUAGGCUCUUCUAAAGAAGAAGCGAGAAGCUGAAAUCUGAUCUUCAUAAGCAACAGUUGUUCUGCACCGGCAACAUAUUAGGCUGGAGACAGAGCGUCAUGUUUGGUGUUUAAGCAGUUCUUGCUCAUGACCGCGCAAUGAUACAGGCGCCUAGUAACCGGCUUGUCAAUUUCUUUCUUCUUCUGUGUUCCUACCUGGUCCUUGCACAAGCCUACACUGCAGUAACAUCGUAUAGGUGCUACAAACCACUGGAAGCUGGAAUCUGCGGAGCAAGAAUACCCAGAUGGUAUUACGACUUAAGAAGCGGAACUUGUAAAGUAUUCACGUACAGUGGCUGUGGUGGAAACAGUAACAAUUUCGCUUCAGAACUGAAGUGCCAAAAAGAGUGUAUACCAAGGCAUUUGCAACGGAUUGUUUGCAGUCAAUUCCCUAUGCCACGGCCAUGCAACUUUGGUCCACACUGGCACUUCGAUCCCAUUACAAACACCUGCAAUAGGUAUCCAUGGGGCCGCUGUGGAAGUAACGCUAACCGCUUUCCAUCGUGCGAGGCUUGCAUGAGGAGAUGCACUAAUUACAGGGCACGUGACGCCUGCCGUGAACUCAUGUGGAUGGAACGUGCUCCAACAGAACCGACAGAAUUACACUACCAAUAAAUACUCUGAUUGCCUAUGU